AUGAGGCGGACGCCGGCCGCCGAGCGCCUCUCGGAGCUGGGUUUUCCCCCGCGGCGCGGGCGCCAGGAGCCGCCUUUUCCGCUGGGUGUCACUCGGGGGCGGGGAGGGUGGCCCAUUGAAAAGCGCCGCGAGGGGGCCCGGCCAGUGCCCUUCGGUGAGCGCUCGCGGGAGGACGGCAGAGAGCAGCCGGCUCGCCGCUCCGGGAUCUUGUGGCGCGUCAGGACGCGGCUGUCCCUGUGCCGGGACCCCGAACCGCCACCGCCACCGCCACCGCCACCGCCACCGCCACCGCCACCGCCACCGCCACCGCUCUGCCUCCUGCGACUCAGCCUCCUCUGCGCUCUCCGGGCAGGCGGCCGCGGAAGCCGCUGGAGUGAGGACGGCGCGCGGCUGCUGCUGCUGCCCCCAGCCCGGGCGUCUGGAAGCCGAAAGGCCGAGCCGAGCAGCAGCAGCAGCAACAUCAGCAGCAGCAGCAACAGCAGCAGCAGCACCCCUUAUGCCGGAAGGAUGCUGGAGAGCAGCGGCUGCAAGGCGCUGAAGGAAGGAGUGCUGGAGAAGCGCAGCGACGGGCUGCUGCAGCUCUGGAAGAAGAAGUGCUGCAUCCUCACCGAGGAAGGGCUGCUGCUCAUCCCGCCCAAGCAGCUGCAGCAGCAGCAGCAGCAGCAGCAGCAACAGCAGCAGCAGCAGCAGCAGCAGCCCGGGCAGGGGACCGCGGAACAGUCCCAACCUAGUGGCCCCGCCGUCGCCGGCCUCGAGCCACCCGUCAAGCUCAAGGAAUUGCACUUUUCCAAUAUGAAGACUGUGGACUGCGUGGAGCGCAAGGGCAAGUACAUGUACUUCACUGUGGUGAUGGCGGAGGGCAAAGAGAUCGACUUUCGGUGCCCCCAGGACCAGGGCUGGAACGCGGAGAUCACGUUGCAGAUGGUGCAGUACAAAAACCGUCAGGCCAUACUGGCGGUCAAGUCGACGCGGCAGAAGCAGCAGCACCUGGUCCAGCAGCAGCCUCCGCAGACGCAGCAGAUCCAGCCCCAGCCCCAGCCCCAGCCCCAGUCCCAACCGCAGAUCCAGCCUCAAUCGCAGAUGCAGCCCCAGCCGCAGAUGCAGCCCCAGCCGCAGAUGCAGCCCCAACAGCUACCCAAGCCUCAGCCCCAACAGCUCCACCCCUACCCGCAUCCUCAUCCUCAUCCUCACCCUCACCCUCAUCCUCACCCGCACCAGCAUCCGCACCCGCACCCUCAUCCACACCAACUCCAGCACGCGCACCAGCCUCCUCCUCACUCGCAGCCGCACGGCCACCGGCUUCUCCGCAGCACCUCCAACUCUGCCUGAAGAGGGCGGCACCCCGGCCACUCAAGGUUUUGAGGACUCCGGGAAGUGGGACAAAUGCAUUGCUGUUGUGUUUACUUGGAUCAAGAACAAGUCUCCCCACCCCGUGCCAGCUCAAGUAGUUUGGACAUCACCCGACUGAUAACUUGCUUGCAGUUCCUCUUAGUUUUCUGCGUAAUCUUCAUCACCGUGCAGGAAGCGAUUCUGAGUCAAGACGACUUUAUUUAUGAACCUUUGAAAGGAUCAUCUAAUGUAAUGGACCUUGUAGGAGCAAUUUAUGUACUGUAAUUUUAUUUUAAUGUAUUUUGGUUUAUGAUUAUUUAUUAGUUUUUUUAUGCCUAUUCUAAGACAUUUCUGAAUGUAGGCCACCCGCCCCCCCCCCAAUGAAACUUUAUUUUCAGAAACUUGUUUCCUAGUAAGCCCUAAUCUUGGAAAAGAAAAAGGGUGUUGGAGGGGGCAAACACUACAAAAUUGAUUCCUUCUCCUUAGGGUGUUCUCAGAAAGUCGACUCUUUCAUUGUAUUUGAAGAGGUUGAAAUUAAAUUCUGACAUUACUUUUA
Molecule: messenger RNA, 1885 nt
Organism: Peromyscus eremicus (cactus mouse)
Lineage: Eukaryota; Metazoa; Chordata; Mammalia; Rodentia; Cricetidae
Gene: Phlda1
Product: pleckstrin homology like domain family A member 1
Exons: 2
Coding region: 1-1329 (442 amino acids)
Biological process (GO): positive regulation of apoptotic process
Cellular component (GO): nucleus
Molecular function (GO): phosphatidylinositol phosphate binding
Source: RefSeq, a predicted model, not a curated record